This is a messenger RNA of Rotaria sordida, 777 nucleotides long. The record is from the annotation of a GenBank genome assembly. Lineage: Eukaryota; Metazoa; Rotifera; Eurotatoria; Philodinida; Philodinidae.
AUGCGUUUGUAUCCAAUUCGUUUAAUAAAAAUAUUGAUACUUCUAAUUUUAUUUAUUGCCAUUUUUGAUAAAAUCUAUUUACAAACUUGGCAUUCGAAAAUUAAAAUUAUUCCGAUAGAACGAAAAUUUCCAACAGUAUUAACAUCAAAUGAUGAAUUCAAUCAAAUAUCAUACACUUUAGAACCAUUUACAGCAAAGUUACCACAUUUUUCUGAUGAUGAAGCACGUAAUUGGUUUUUGAAUUCGACUUACUAUAAACUGUAUUCAAAACAAUGUCCAAAUAAUGCAUGUGAAACAAAUGGAUUUCUUUUUGAUGAUUUACAAGAACAUCGUCAAGUUCAUAUUGCUUUUAUUAAAAAUGGUCUCUAUUUAAAUGAUAAUUGUGGUUAUAGAUAUGGUGAAGACGCUAUACGACGUACAUUUAAAUCAAUUAAUCAAGCAACUGUUAUUUAUGAUAAAGCUAUUAUAUAUAUUGUACCAGAUGGAUGGAGUUUUCAACAUUUUCUUGAUGGAAUUGGACCAAAAUUAUCUCAUUCAAAAAUCUAUUUAGAUAAAUAUCCUGAUGCAAAAGUUAUUAUUCCACGUGGUCCUCGAUUUGAUCCAUCAGUGGAACAAAUUUGGGCAUUAAUGGGUAAGAAUCUAUUUAUAAAGUAAAUAAUUGUCCCAUUUAAAAAAAAGAAAUUGAGGCAGAAUUGGUUCCUCUUGGCAUCAACAAUUAUUUUGAUUUAAACACGAAAUAAGCUCAGAUUCGAAAUUGUCAACUUUUUAUUUAUGAUU